Messenger RNA from Dentiscutata erythropus, 419 nucleotides. NCBI's taxonomy places the organism in Eukaryota, Fungi, Glomeromycota, Glomeromycetes, Diversisporales, Gigasporaceae. The record is from the annotation of a GenBank genome assembly.
AAAAUGAUAAAAAUUUAUAUCAAACUGAAAACAAUAAACUUAAAGAAGAAUUACAAUGCAUUUCCAGCAGAUAUGACGAUAAUAAAACAGAGCUUGAAAGAUAUUAUAAUAUUAUUCAAAGAACUAAUUAUGUAUUACAGAAAGUGUUUGGUUCUAAUGAAAUAGAUAUUAGGCAAUUAGAAGACCUAUGUAAUGAAAUUGGAGAAAUUUGUGAUAAAGAUUUUGUAAGUUGUUAUAAUAUUCAAACUAUAUCAAAUAAUAUAGUAUACAAUUCAUUUGAUGAUGCUCUUAAUGCUUCUGAAGAAAAAAUAACUGAGAUAGUUGAAAAUGGUAGAGAACAAUUUCUACCUUUAGUUCGAUCACGAUGUUUUUAUGAUGCAAACGAGAAAGAAUUUGAUACUGAUAAAUUUAAUUUUUAA